AUGCCUCCCUCUUCCCCUGAUGCCUUCCUGUGCUGCUUCUCCCGCCCGGUUUUUGCUUCAAAAAGGCACAGUAAGGACGAUAUCUUCUCUUUUCAGGCAAGUAUCAGGAAUUUUGUAGCAGUUGGAACCACAGAUUGUGCCAUCAAAAUAUGGGAUUUGGACAUGGUGCUGUCUCUUGCCCCAGAUGGUGCUAGGAGGACUUUCAUAAAAGAAAGGCAAACGUUUGUUGAUUCUAUAACCAGUUUAAAGAGUGAUGAAAAGGAAGUUGUUGCUCAUGGUAUUGGAUCUUCUAUUCCGCCGGUGGAUGUUAGCGGCAAGGAGGUUGUUGCAUGUGGCACACCACCUAUAAAUAGACUGGCAGCAGGGGCGGUGCUGAGGAACGAAAGUUCAGGGCAAGAGAAAGACAAUGGAGUUGCGUUGUUUGUCACUUGUAUCCAUUAG
Miscanthus lutarioriparius is the source of this 441-nucleotide messenger RNA. The record is from the annotation of a GenBank genome assembly. NCBI's taxonomy places the organism in Eukaryota, Viridiplantae, Streptophyta, Magnoliopsida, Poales, Poaceae.